AGCCACCACCGCUCCAUGCCAAAAAUUUCUCCCUGUUGCUUGGUCUUAUUGCAUAAUUUUUUUACUUUAAAAUACUCAGUAAGACUAAUUAAAUAGGAAUUAGUCGCCCUCCCAAGCAUGAUCCAUGUGAGACUUACGUAAUUAUCUCUUCAACAAAUCUGACCCUUCAAUCUUUCUUUUACUAAAACAAACAGGUCAGACUCAAAUUUGCAGACAAAUCUUUCUCGAAAAGUGCUCGAGUCUUGAGUUAACCCUCCCUCACCCCGGUUUCAUUUUCCUAACCUCUUUAAAGCUGUUUCUGUCCGAACGUUUUUGCUUGGAAAAACAGGCUCUUCAACAUUUAUUUGGUCUUGAUUUUGGAACCGUUUUUUGUUGGUUCAUUGAAGUUUAAGACAGCUUGAUCGUCUGGGGAGUUGUUGCUAGACUAGGAUUUUGUCUUUUGUUUCUCUCCUUGAAUUUCCUUUAACUGAAUUUGGCUUGUUUGAAAGCUAAGUUCUGGGAAUUUGGUUUCAAAUCUUCUAGCAGCUAUCUGUCACUGAGUUUCUCUUGUAGGCAGUUUUAACGGUGAAGAUAGAUUAAGGUAGUUACAAAGGUAGUUGGGACUUCAAAGUUGGCUUCACGAGAAAAUUUGGUUUGUAGCAAGAAGUGUCGAGGGCAAGUUCUGACUCUCAACAGCUGCACUAAUUGUUAUAAGCCUUCUGCGUUUUUCUUGAGAUAACAGAGAAAGCUCUGUCUGCUACUCUGCUUCUUUGUUUCCUCUUAGAUGUCCUUACUGUGUUUUCACUAUGAAUCAUUCUGGGGCCGCCUUUUAUCAGAAAGCAGCAGUUGAAGUCACGAAGGAUAGAAAUGGAAUUGAUCAGGUUGUGCUUCAGAAUCCUCGAGGGGCAUCUGCAAGGGUUAGCUUGCAUGGAGGACAGGUUCUGUCAUGGAGGACUGACCGAGGAGAAGAAUUAUUGUUCACAAGUAGCAAGGCAAUCUUCAAGCCACCACAUGCAGUGCGAGGAGGAAUACCUAUAUGCUUCCCACAGUUUGGUCGGCGAGGAUCACUGGAGCAACAUGGAUUUGCCAGGAACAGGACUUGGAUCCUCGAUGAUAAUCCACCACCAUUGCAUCCAAAUGAUUCCAGUGGCAAAGCCUAUACUGACUUACUGCUAAAGCCGUCGGAAGAUGAUUUGAAGAUCUGGCCACACAGUUUCGAGUUUCGUCUUCGGGUAUCUUUAACAGCAGAUGGGAAUCUAAGCUUGACAUCACGCAUCAGGAAUAUCAAUUGCAAGCCUUUUAGUUUCUCAAUUGCUUAUCAUACGUACUUCUCCAUAUCUGAUAUCAGUGAGGUGAGGGUAGAGGGAUUGGAGACUCUUGACUAUCUCGACAACCUAUACCAAAGGGAACGCUUCACAGAACAAGGAGAUGCCUUGACAUUUGAAUCUGAGGUGGACAGAGUUUAUCUUGGCUCUAGAGAUAUCAUUGCAAUCUUCGAUCAUAAAAGAAAACGGACCUUUCUAAUACAGAAAGAAGGCCUUCCAGAUGUUGGGGUUUGGAAUCCAUGGGAGAAGAAAUCAAAGACCAUGGUUGAUUUUGGGGAUGAAGAAUACAAACAGAUGCUAUGUGUCAAUGCCGCAGCGAUUGAAAAACCAAUCACCUUGAAGCCGGGUGAGGAAUGGACAGGCCGUCUGGAGCUCUCAGUUGUCCCUUCAAGUUAAUGAAGUAGUUAUCAUCUUGAACUCCACAUCAAGCCUCAUCUUUCUAAAAAAAUGACAGCAAAUAAUACAAAUAAAGCUCCCCGAGGGCAUCUUUCAAGUUUCAACCAAGAGGCAAAAUGAAUACGUUCAUUUUUAUUCAAUUAUUUACGAUCACUGUGCCAUGUAGUGGUCAUGAAAAUGUAAAUUCCUGGAAAUGGAGAUCUGUUUUAAUGUUUCUCCAUGAUAGCAAUGACAUAGUUGUGUUUAUCUAUUAAAUUUCUGUCUUAUAGACUUAAAAAAAAUGACAGUGAAUGUUGCGACAAGAAGUGAUCAAAAUAGAUUUUAUUUAGUCUCUUUCUAUAUCUAUUUCCAUCUCUCAUAUGCAUUACCUGGAAAAAUGAUGCAAAGGAUGAUGAUCAUGUAUAAAGGCCUUGAAAAGCUAGAAGCUCAGGACUUCUAACCAGAAUCUACAAUAUCUGAAAUGUGCGACAUGC
Molecule: messenger RNA, 2173 nt
Organism: Durio zibethinus
Lineage: Eukaryota; Viridiplantae; Streptophyta; Magnoliopsida; Malvales; Malvaceae
Product: putative glucose-6-phosphate 1-epimerase
Biological process (GO): carbohydrate metabolic process
Cellular component (GO): cytoplasm
Molecular function (GO): carbohydrate binding; glucose-6-phosphate 1-epimerase activity
Source: RefSeq, a predicted model, not a curated record